GUGGUCAGGUAGGGUGUUGCUGUUCCUGUGGAGGAGAGUGACAGAGCAGACAUGGUCAGUGCAAGGAGGGCUGAUCCCUGAUCCAUAUCAUGGAGGGGAGGCGAGAGACGGGAUUUAACAAAAGACAGGAGGGACGUUUAUUCCAAAGGAGAAGAAAUAGUACAAUAAGAGGCCAGAAUGUAACACUAGAUGGAAUGGAAGCAAGUUUGACUUUACUGAGAGGGUGGUAGCUAAGUGAAACAGCCUCCCUGCAGAGGUGGUAGAGGGUAAUACAGUGAGGUAUUAAACAUGCAUGGGAUAGACAUACGGCUCCUGAAUCUAAGACGAGAUCAGCCACGUGGGGACACAUGCAGGAAUGUUAUUGAUAAACAGACACAUUCAGAGAGGAAACAAAGUAUCAUCUAUUAGGUUGUGAAAGGGUUUGUCGCGGGUGGAUACAUUGUAUCUGUGAAGAUCUGGGUCUUGAUUAGCAGAUGGAUCCAGCAACACCAAAGAGUGAAAAUGAACUCAUCUCGGAGAAGCGCGAUAUCGGAGAGUUUAUCGAAGAACACGCCAAAGACCCCUUAUACCAGCGGAAAUUAAAGGAACUCCAGAAAAGGUACAGCGCGGUAAGAAAAACGCGCGCCGACGGCAGCUGUUUUUACAGAGGUCUUGUGUUUGCUUACCUAGAAUUUCUGAUUGGAAAGCAGCAGGAACUGGUCAGGUUUAAAGAUGUUGUAGUUCGGAGUAAACAAGAGCUUUUAGCUGCUGUAUUCCAGGAGCACGUCAUUAAACAGCACUACGAAACAUUUCUUAGCAUUGUAGACUCUGUAGCCGCGGAGGGAUCCGUCUCAAACCUAACGAGGGUCUUCAACCACCAGUUGAGCUCUGACAGCGCCGUGCAGUUCCUGAGGCUCGUAACGUCUGCGUUCGUCCGUAACCGAGCCGAGUUCUACCUGCCUUUUGUCGACGAGGAGACCAACAUCCCAGACUUCUGUACCCAGCACGUGGAACCGAUGACCUCCGAAUGCGACCACGUUCAAAUGACUGCACUGUCUCAAGCGCUGGAGAUCUCUCUUCAGGUGGAAUGCGUGGACGAGAUGGACACUGUGAUUAACCACCAUAUAUUUCCGGAGGGCGCCAGCCCGUCUGUUUUUAUGUUAUAUAAGAACAAUCAUUACACGAUCCUGUACAGGGUGCAGCCCCAGGGGGUGGACGAUCUGUAACGUGCCCCUGUUUUUAUAUAAAUGCUUGUUAGUGACCCACCUGCGCCCCUCUCUGGCUGGGUGUAAAUAAGGUCUGACCCCGUAUGGGCCGCUGUUUUAUGCUUAAUAAAUAUAAAAUAAAAGGUACCUCAUU
Molecule: messenger RNA, 1338 nt
Organism: Spea bombifrons (plains spadefoot toad)
Lineage: Eukaryota; Metazoa; Chordata; Amphibia; Anura; Pelobatidae
Gene: OTUB2
Product: OTU deubiquitinase, ubiquitin aldehyde binding 2
Exons: 6
Coding region: 474-1205 (243 amino acids)
Biological process (GO): protein K48-linked deubiquitination; negative regulation of double-strand break repair
Cellular component (GO): nucleus
Molecular function (GO): cysteine-type deubiquitinase activity; ubiquitin binding
Source: RefSeq, a predicted model, not a curated record